Bombyx mandarina (wild silkworm) is the source of this 536-nucleotide messenger RNA. Its product is annotated as protein POLR1D-like. NCBI's taxonomy places the organism in Eukaryota, Metazoa, Arthropoda, Insecta, Lepidoptera, Bombycidae. The record is from RefSeq and is a predicted model, not a curated record.
CAGUCUACUCUAUGUUUCUCAAUCAAGGUUGUCAAAUGGUAAUGUACGUGUUUUGUUUUCUUGGGAGUAGAGGAUUUUUAAAAUGGAUUUUCAAGGGAUAUCUUAGCUUUUAAUAAGCGGACAGAGUUUGAUUUUAAGUAUCGCCUUAAAUAAAACUGUAAUUUGUAUAAAAAUUAUGACAGAUAAAGAAGAUGUCGACAAUAAACCUGAAAAUGUUCCUUUAGAUGACGAAGCCCUAGAGAAGUACGUAUUUCUAUGUAGGUUGGCUGUUGAAGAACUGAUACGAGAAGCUGUUCAAGGCGCCGCUAGAGCUGAAAUCGUUGGUCCGUCAGGUUGGGUUAAAGCCCCUCCUCAAAAAACCAACAAACGUUUUCUGGUGAAUACCAUAAGAAAUGCAGUAGGAUCCAAUAAAUAUCAUUUUAAGAGCCACCGCCGCUCUCAUAAGUCUCCAACAAGAGAGAGACGUUCUGAAUCUUCUAUUCACAAAGAUAAGUCAAAAAGAAAACGUUAAAAUGGAGAGUUAUGAUAUAGAAGAA